AUCUGAGGCCGACUUCAGCGUCAUGCUUCUCCUCCAUUGUUUGAGGCUUCGCUGAGAGGAUUGCUACUAUAACUGUUCACCGUCGGAAUUCCACAUGCAGUGGAAGUAUAUCGACACCGGGUAAAGGUGUGCAUGAGGUCACCACCCAUCAGCACAGCAUCAGGAUGUGAUGUCACAGCAGUGACUGCCUUCCUGUCUUGUCCAGCUUUGUGCUCUUUGGAGCGGGGAGCCCCUCGUUCCCCCCUCCGAGGACGAGACAUGUUUGAAGCGAAAACGCGAGCUGUGCAGAAGAAGGAGUCCAGCACGGAGACGGAUGAGGGGCUGGGCAGCAGCGGGAGGCAUUACACCUCCAGCUCUCUGGGCUCCUGCUCGGCCGGCUCCGGCUCCCUGUACCUGUCCGACAGUCAGGACUGGGUGGUCUCCCCGAGCUGCUCUCCGGAUGAAACCCCCGCUCAGGUUAACUCCAUCUCCCCCAUGCUGGCUGAAGAGACUCUCCGGUACAUGACUUAUCUUGCUUUGGAUCCUGCUUCUUAUUCCCACCAUGGCUCUCAGAGUCUCUCCAAAGUCCUCAGUUCCGAUCGAAUGGAGCAGAUGACCAAGACGUACAAUGACAUCGAAGUGGUCACACAUCUUUUAGCUGAGCGGGACAGAGACUUGGAGCUUGCAGCUCGGAUCGGCCAGUCGCUUCUGCAGAGAAACCACCUGCUGCAAGAACGAAAUGACGCCUUGGAGGAGCAGCUUGCACAAGCUGUAGACCAGGUUAACCAGCUCCAGCAUGAGCUAACUAAGAAGGAUGAACUCCUCCGGAUAGUGGCCAGUGCCUCGGAGGAGGGUGAGCAAGACUCCAGCGUGUCGACCCCCCAGCAGCCACCUCAGCUGCUGGGGGGAACCGCCGCCGCCACACUCAGCCAGCUGGAGCAUCUGCAGAACAAGCUGGAAGAGCUGGAGGAGGAGAACCAGGCGCUGAGAUCUGAGGCAUGUCAGCUGAAGAGGGAUACUGUGACGUAUGAGGAGAAGGAGCAGCAGCUCGUCAGCGACUGCGUUAAGGAACUUCGCGAGUCCAACAGUCAGAUGGUGUCUCUGAGCGAUGAGUUGUCUCAGAAGAACGAAGAGCUGCUCAGACACCAGGAGGAAAUCGCUCAGCUGCUUUCUCAGAUAGUGGAGCUGCAACACAGAGUAAAGGAGCUGGCUCUUGAGAAAGAAGAGCUCAGGAUCCAUCUUCAGGCCUCCAAAGAUGCUCAGAGACAGCUAACAGCAGAGCUAAACGAGCUGUCAGAAAGGAACGCUGAGUGUGUGGAAAUGCUUCAUGAGUCACAGGAGGAGAUUAAAGAGCUUCGCAGUAGAAGCAGCCCCUCCUCUGGGAUUAGACGACACCUCUCCUAUGGUCUCUACCCCAUGGAAUCGCUAGCAGCAGAGAUUGAAGGCUCAAUGAGGAGAGAGCUAAGCAUUGAGGAGGAGACCGCCUUUGAAGACCAAAGAAUUUCCCAGAAGAGAGUCUUUCAAACUGUUCGCUCGGUUAACGCCUCAGCUUCUCGUGCUGCUCUGGCCGCCCCGCCUAUCCCCGGUUCUGGACAGAGUUCUUUAGUUAUGACAGCCCAACCUUUCCCGUCUGUACAAGGGGAGGAGGUAAGAAGGGGGCAGCCAGGAUCGCCAGGUGGAAACGACCUCACCAAAGCUCUCCAUCGCCUGUCUUUACGGCGACAAAACUUCCUUUCUGAGCACCAGUUCUUUCAAACGGAGCGUGAGAAGAAGCUGCAGACCCUGUCGGGGGCAGAAGCAGAUGGAGAUGGCAGUGGCUGCAGCUCCCCUAUGGGCAGCGUGCUCUCCUCGUUUUCAAACCUCUCCGAUCUCACAGUUGCUUCCACCGUUUUCAAGACGUUCUUGCCUGAGAAGCUUCAGAUCGUCAAGCCGAUGGAAGGUUCCCUGACGCUCCAUCACUGGCAGCAGCUCGCCAAACCUCACCUAGCCACCAUCUUAGACCCACACCCUGGAGUUAUGACCAAAGGAUUCCGGCCUCUGGCUCAGGAUGCCGUGUUUCGGCUGUCGGACAUGGAAGAGGAUGAGGAGGGCGAAGAGCACCGAGGGAUUGCAGUCCUUGAGAAAGGAACAACGGAGAAGAGUAAAGAGGAGCUCGACGGGGAAGAGGAGGAGGGCGGAAUAACCUUCAAUGUGCGCUCUUCAUCCACUCCCGAGAACAGAAACCACCCGGUUGCACCUCUCACCAGUGCGCCUUUACCCUCCAUCCGACCAACGUCACCCGGAGCACCUUCUACUUCCUCCUCUGUCCAGUUGGACCCAUGUUUGACACCCAAUCAGGUCGCAAGAAAUUCCAAUCAAUCGCCUCACCCCAUCCCGGAAGCUUCUACAACAGCUGUCCAAUCACAAAUUAGAACUUCCACCUCUAUAUCAUCUUCUCGUGUCCAAAACCCAGGGAAGAGUGAGAGCUCCACGUUCUCUACCUACACCUUCACAACCUGUCGUAUUCUCCACCCUACUGACAUAACACAGGUCACACCGAGUUCCCAGUCGUCCCUUCUUGCCAAUACGCCCAGCUCCAUGAGAACCGGUCCAAGUACCCCUGUGACUCCCUGCAGACUGAGUUUGGGAGACUCUUUCCCUCCUCGACGCCUUCCAGCCCCCCCCGGCGGGCUGGCCAAACUGGUUCUGGAGAGAGGUAUCUCUGCACAAGUUUCCACUCAUCCCCCGACUCUGUCGCCAAGAUGUGCUCCACGGCAACCCCUGUUACGACUCAUGCCUGGCACACCUCCAAAUUCCCCCUCCCAGUCCCCCACACCCUCCCCCGUGCCUUCAGAGUCUCGCCAACACCCGCCUGAUAAUUUUCUAGCCUCCCGUCCCGCUGAGCUCUUUCUCCAAGACGUGUACGGGUUGAAGCUGGGCCGAGCCCCACACCCGGACCUGCCAAGCCCUUCCCAGGAAACCGCUACUUUAUCCUCCAAGCCAGGCCAAGACAAGGCCAACCUGGUCAGCGUCGGCCUGGUAGAAAGACUCCGUCGUUUGGGCGUCGCUAAGGUGCUGCACGGUUCAGAGUCCGACGCUGCAGCUCCGCACCAAGAGUCUGCCACUUUUGUGUCAGCAGGCGGGGGAAGCUUGAUGGACGGCCUCAGGCGUAACCAGAGUCUCCCAGCGAUGAUUGGUGCCAGAGUAGGCAGUAAAUCAGCCGCUAAUCCUACCGCGCCUCCUCAUCCGACAUCCCUAGCUAUCCCUCCAGCACCAUGGGGAAACCCUAAAGAACGACGGCGACAUCUCGCCUCCAUCUCUCUGCCUCCGAGAAGUUCAAAACACUAAAAGCAUUCAUACCAUAAUCCUCUAGGUUUACACCUCAAUCCCAACUCUUUUCCUCUCUAGCUUUGAAGAGAGUAGAAGGAGGAGGAGGAACAGUCCUUAAUUUUAAUGAGGUUGAUUUGAAGCACAACUUGUACUCAUCUGCCGUUAAGCUCGACCUCGGCUUGACUCUUAAAUUGAGUUUGCAUUUCAGUAGUUCUCUUGUGACGCUCUGGAAGUUCAGGUGGAACUAGAUGUAAGUUUGCUGCACAAAUAAGAGAUGUCUUCCUUUUUAUUGUAUACUAUUCCUUACCUCCUCCUCUGUGUCCUUCCUUUUGUCAUUUCUUUCCUCCUUGUGUCCUACCCCAUUUCUGUCAAGCAUUUCUUUCCAUCUUCUGACGUACGUUCCCCAUUUCCUUGUCCUUAUUUCCCUCCGUUUUUUUCAAUUCCUUCCUUCAUUGUUUCUAUUCCAGCUCAUAUUUAGCGUCUUUCCGCAGUGAUAACAUCUUCCCUAAAUUCAUUUGAAAUAUUUUAGAUUUUACAAUAAAACUCUGGAAGGUUGAGCCUAGAAAAAUCUGGGAUUUUUACAUUUAGAAAGUCGUAGAAACCCAGUGAGGAGGAAGUGGUCAGGUAAGUGUUUGAGGGUUUGUGGAAGUCGAUCAGAAAGGAUGAGAGAGUUUUUGAGGAAGAGAGAAUUGUUAGAAGGUUGGUAAAGUGUCGACAGAGUGAGUUUUCAUCUGAGCAUCCAGAGUCUCGCUUUUCUAAGGGCUUGUUCUGUGGUCGGUGAGCAGAAAUAUUGAACAGUAUCAUUCCCGCUUGCAUCCUUGUAAACUUUAAUCCCAUCUCCUGUAAAUGUAAGCGUUCGACGUCAGUGGAGGAGUGAUCCAACAUGCUUUAAUUACAUUAAAACACUAUUUAGACGACAGCAUAACAUAAUACUGCCAGGUUGAUUUUGUAGUCCAGCCAUGCCUGUAAACAUAACAGUGUUUGAUUGAUUUUUAAUAUUAACAUACCUUAAAUUUUCCGUCCAUGUGCUGUGGCAAAAGUGUCUGCAUGAAAAACAUUGCCUACAUGUCCCAGCAUGCAUCUGUCAGCAGACAGGUGGGUCUUGGUUAAAGCAAGGCCUAAACUAAGAUGGACAAAAACAAAAGGGAUGGGGGAGGGUUUCUUCAGGUCUUUGUGUUUUGUAUAUUUUUAAGAAUAGGAGGCCUUAAUUAAAGGCAAGCACUGUUUUCAUGAAAGUUUGUUGUAUAGUUUGCACUUAGUUGGUUCAGCAGAUCAGUUUUGAACUAAACAGAAUAUUUUAUCUCUUCAUUAGACAGGUCAGCUUCAGACUGUGAGGAAGGAGAAAAACACUUUUCUGAUCAGUUCUGCGGGUUAAGGGAAAAUGCAGUACAAACAUUGACCAGCAGAUGGGGGUAUUUCACAUCUUUAAAGUACUUGAAAUAAGCAAUGCCCCCUAAAUAAACAUCCCAAAACCUUAACCUUCUGUUUGUGGCUAACCUUUACUGACUGAUGUUUUAAAGUAUUUAAAUCCAGAAAUUAAUAAACGUGUUUGUUAAUAAAUAAGCUAAAGAUUUUAUUUAUGUUGCAUUUUUUCCACCUAAAGGGAAACCAUGUGAACAUAAACUUUAUUUUUGUGAGAAGUUAAUAUUCUGCCUUGCACAUGUUUCAAUGAAGAGUUGUGGAAAGGAAAAGGGACUUUCUGCUAAAAUGGAGAACUUUUGAGUGAUUGCAUCUUUUAGAUUUGUUGUUGUUGUCAUAUCCUGUUUUUCUUGUCGAACAGAAAGCUCAGCUUCAUGGCUUUUGGUGGACAAAGAUAACGCAGAACUUCCUUGUUUCCCUGCUGUAAUCAGGAUUUUAUGUUAUUGC
Molecule: messenger RNA, 5154 nt
Organism: Cyprinodon variegatus (sheepshead minnow)
Lineage: Eukaryota; Metazoa; Chordata; Actinopteri; Cyprinodontiformes; Cyprinodontidae
Gene: trak2
Product: trafficking protein, kinesin binding 2
Exons: 17
Coding region: 133-3306 (1057 amino acids)
Biological process (GO): neurogenesis; anterograde axonal transport of mitochondrion
Cellular component (GO): dendrite
Molecular function (GO): GABA receptor binding
Source: RefSeq, a predicted model, not a curated record